CACUCAGCCGCACAAAAUAUCCUGUUUUCCUCACUCCCACAACAAUACACUAAACCUCAAAAACCCUCCUGACUUCCGAUCUUCCCCCUCCGUUUGACCCUCAAAGCAACCGUUUUCUUGCAGGAACGGCUCAGAAAUGAAGAUACAGUGCAACGUAUGCGAGGCAGCCGAGGCCAAGGUGUUGUGUUGUGCGGACGAGGCCGCGCUCUGUUGGGAGUGUGAUGAAAAGGUUCAUGCUGCGAAUAAGCUAGCGAGCAAGCACCAGAGGGUCCCACUUUCUUCUUCUUCUUCUACUCAAAUGCCCAAGUGCGACAUUUGUCAGGAAACAGCUGGCUUUUUCUUUUGUCUACAAGAUCGGGCUUUACUUUGCAGGAAAUGUGAUGUUGCCAUACACACUGCAAAUACCUUUGUGUCUGCUCAUCAGAGAUUUUUGCUUACCGGCGUGAAAGUAGGUCUUGAAGCAGCUGACCUUGGCGCCUUGUCUUCUACAGUGAAGUCAACUUCGGGGGAGAAAAAUUCAGAAACAAAAUCCCACUGUGAGUCUAGAAGGAGCUCCCUGAUGCCAUUAGCUGGUGAAUACAAAGAGGUUUUACCUGCAAAUGCUGGUGGAAUGGGGGAUUGUGUGACAACAAGAGUAUCGUUUGCUGGGGGCUCUGCAGCUGGAAGCAUACCACCGUGGCAAAUGGAUGAAUUUUUUGGACUUCCUGAAUUCAAUCAAAAUUACGGUUACAUGGAUAAUGGAUCAUCUAAGACUGAUACUGGCAAGCGUGGAGACUCUGACAGCUCCCCAGUCUUAAGAUCUGCUGAGGAAGAGCUAGACAAUGAUGAGUGCUUGGGUCAGGGGCCGGAGAGCUCCUGGGCAGUGCCACAAAUUCCUUCCCCUCCUACAGCCUCGGGGCUCUAUUGGCCAAAAAGUUCGCCGAAUCUAUAUGAUACCACAGCAUUCGUGCCUGACAUAUACAACUCAACCAUUCAAGACCCCCACCACAAUCAGCAUCAUGGCCCUGCAAAAAGACCGCAGUUGGGGUUGUAACCCUAGUGACUUCCAAAAUCACGUUCGAUGUCUCAGGUUCAAACUUCACUUCGGCAUGAUUUUUUUGCCUAACUUCUCUCCCUCCAUUUGCUGUUACAAAUUGUUCACUGCUCUCUUAUUCCUGAUGGGGUUUUGAGAAGAAAGUAAAAAUAAGUACAUGGAUUUGAAAAGCAAGUUCUUUGAUUUGGAAGUUACAGCUAUAGUGUCUAGUUACCAUAGUGUUUAGUCUCUAUAGAUUCUUAAGACAAAGUUGUAGUUUUUGUGGUUUCAGUGCAUCUACUUGAUGAAAUUGCUUAACUGUGUUUAUAUCUUCUUAUUACUGGUAAAUUAUACCAAAUAGUUACAUACUUUAUCUUCUAAUAUCCCAUGUUUAUGGAUUUUUGCCCUUUUGUGUAUUGGUGAUGUUUAUUUUGUAUGCAUUCAUUUUGAAAGUUUAGUA
Pistacia vera is the source of this 1472-nucleotide messenger RNA. RefSeq names its product B-box zinc finger protein 22-like. The record is from RefSeq and is a predicted model, not a curated record. Gene Ontology annotation, molecular function: zinc ion binding. Gene Ontology annotation, biological process: photomorphogenesis; regulation of DNA-templated transcription. The coding region runs from base 137 to 1033 and encodes 298 amino acids. Gene Ontology annotation, cellular component: nucleus. Lineage: Eukaryota; Viridiplantae; Streptophyta; Magnoliopsida; Sapindales; Anacardiaceae. The transcript has 3 exons.